Molecule: messenger RNA, 1683 nt
Organism: Suncus etruscus (white-toothed pygmy shrew)
Lineage: Eukaryota; Metazoa; Chordata; Mammalia; Eulipotyphla; Soricidae
Exons: 2
Coding region: 1-1659 (552 amino acids)
Source: RefSeq, a predicted model, not a curated record
AUGCCAGCCAACACCGUGAUGGAGCCCAAGGACUUGUCCCACCCCAAGUGGGACCCCAAGACCCCCUGGGAGUCCUCCAUUGAGCCCCCCAGAGAAUCCGGCAACCCCACGACCACCAACAAGUCUCCACCUAACAUCUCCCCAGCCAGCUCCUCAGUCCAUUCCCAAACUGGCUCCCUGCACAACCGGGAUCAGUCUGAGUCCCAAAGCAUGUUUGCCCAGUCCCAGGUGUCUAGUCAGUCCCAGGAGAACAGCCUGUCCCAGGCCAACAGCCAAUCCCAAGAGAACACCUCAUCCCUGGUGCAGAGCCCGUUCCAGGUGAACAGCCAAUCCCAAGAGAACAACUCGUCCCAGAUGAACAGCCAAUCCCAAGAGAACAGCCCGAGCCCGUCCCAGAUGAACAGCCAAUCCCAAGAGAACAGCCCGAGCCCAUCCCAGGUGAACAGCCAAUCCCAAGUGAACAGCCUCAGCCCAUCCCAGGCCACCAGCCAAUCCCAAGAGAACAUCCUGAGCCCAUCCCAGGCCACCAGCCAAUCCCAAGAAAACAUCCUGAGCCCAUCCCAGGCCACCAGCCAAUCCCAAGAGAACAUCCUGAGCCCAUUCCAGACCACCAGCCAAUCCCAAGAAAACAUCCUGAGCCCAUCCCAGGCCACCAGCCAAUCCCAAGUCAACAGUAUAAGCCCAUCCCGGGUCACCAGCCAAUCCCAAGUCAACAGUAUAAGCCCAUCCCGGGUCACCAGCCAAUCCCAAGUGAAUGGCAUAAGCCCAUCUCGGGUCACCAGCCAAUCCCAAGUGGAUGGCAAUGGCCCAUCCCGGGUCACCAGCCAAUCCCAAAUGAAAGACCUGAGCCCAUCCCGGGUCACCAGCCCAUCCCAAUUGAGGAUUCAUUCCCCGGUGAUCAGCUUAUCUGGGGAGAACAGCCCAUCCUCGUUGAAUAGCCCAUACCCAUCCCAGGUGAAUGGCCAACCCCCAGUGACCUACCAGUCCCAGGUGAAACGCCAGUCUCUAGUGAAUGGCCGGCCCCAGAGGCCUAGCCAGUUCCAGGAGCCCCGGGAGAGUGACCCAAGUCAGAGAUAUGGCCAGUUCCAGGAAAGUGUCCGGUUCCAGGAAAAUGGCCCGUACCAAGUGAAUGGCCAGUACCGAGCGAAUGACCAGUACCGAGCAAGUGGCCAGCCCCCGAAAAAUGGCCAUUCUCAGAAAAACGACCAGUCCCAGGGGACCAAGCAAUUCCAUAAGAGCAAACCUUCCACCAACUCUUUGGGCUUCUCCCAGCAGAGCCAAUGGGCCACCAGCUUCACCAUCCGGGAGCCAGCCCCUGGGCAGUUUCCCUGUGGCACCGUCACCUCCCUCAAUCACGACACCACCAGUACUGCCCUCCCACAGUACUCCUCCAAGAUCUCUGACAGGCCAGAGACCAAAAGCCCCAAAGCCCCCAAGACCCCCAAAGCAAAGUCCCACGGACAAUCUGGGAAGGGUGCCACCUCCCAGAUCGAAUGCAGCUCCUCUGUAUCCGAGGUGCCCACAGCCUGUCCAUCGGAAUCUUCUGACGAUUAUACUUCUGAGACAACCACCGAGGUCACCUGCACCUGGCCCCAUCACAAAUACGGAUUCCACUACCUGCAGCAGCACUGCUGGAAGCACAAACAUGUAGCCUGCUAGGGGGAUAAUAAAGCUCAUGGACCA